CAAAACUUUACCGCGAUCGACUCUGCGACCUGUUGUGUGUUUCUUUAGGAUACGUUUGAGGUUCCAUCUUUUGAUGACGAUCAUGGACGACGAACUAAUGCUGGUCGAGGAAGGAGGCGCUAUCCAGUUGACGGAGGACGUCGAUAGCUUUUUAAUAGCUUCCAGAAGUUUAGAAGCUUUCGAAUUGGGACCGUUGACCGUUACCAUAAAGGCUUCGGGAGUAGCUUCGCCUGUACUCAACGUAAAGAUGGCAUCGCAGCUUCCGACGUACCUCAAUAUAGAUACCUCCAAUGCGUCGCUUUUUGAAUUCACGUUGUGGGGCUACGAUACGGCGCAAUUACAUUGCGUUCUGGUGUUGCCCAAUACGUUGCACGACGUAUUGAACGAUGACGGCGUCUUCGUGCGAGAUUAUGUAUGCAACCUGGCGGUCGUAAAACAACAGUUUUUAGAAGCAUACAUAUAUCCGGCGCUGCAACGUAUGCCUUUUGAUAGUAAAACGAGGUUGCAUUUUUGCGCACCGUUACCGUUGCACGAGUCCGUCUCUACAAAACUUUUUAAAGAGGAUUACGACGUGUUUCUGAGAAAUUUUAGAGAGGCUUUUGAAAAUGAUACCUCUUUUAAAAACACGGUGUCCUUUUUUUUUUACAUGGCCGGACACGGUAAGAAGGCAAGCAGCCACGACGUGGCAGAAAUUUUGACAACAUACAUCCGACGUCAGGAGCUAGUUCAAUUAGUGCAGCUGCACUUCGCCGUUAAUUAUACGGCUGAUGCGACCUCAGGAGGACCGAUUGUCCUCAAUUAUAACAACGCCUUCAUCAAAAAACUAAAAAUUGCCAAAUACAGUCAAUGGGGUAUUCGGCACUCGUUCGCAGGAGGCCACGUGAACGAAGACGACCUUCCCGAAGAGUUACGCCGCCAUCGCACGUCAUUCGUUCAAUUUUACGACGGAGCCGCGCACCUCUCUAAACCGUACCAUACCGUCAAUUACGCCCUGUAUUUAUUUUACAAUAAAUUUAAAGGCAUAGCGGCGACCGACGUUUUUGCAAGCAAAUGCGAACGCCUGCCUGCUGCAUACGCUGGCCAUUUAAAUUUUUUGAGGCACAGGCACCAUACCAGAUUUGAGGUGGUAACCAAUUACGGUCGGUACAACGAAGCGGCGGAGGUGCUGAUGGAACCCUACAUUUUUGAUGCAAUGCGACGUCUUGUCACUCGGCACGGCCUGUUAAUUCGGUACGAGAACGAGGUCCUUUGGGCGUCCCGUCUGAAUAGAAUACGUGGAAUUUUAAUAAAAUUGGCCGAAUUUCCGCCAAGUUUUACUUUUGACGAGUUGCGGUUGCUCGCCAUUCGUUUAACUGACCUGCAAUUUUUCAUGUCCGGCUCGACCUUAAAAAUAGGGUGCGGAUACGGCGUCUUAAAAAAGGUACUUCUGGGCGGGACGAUUUUGAAGAGCGUCCACGGACGCGACGGUAGGUCGAUAAUGACCAAAGCGGAGUUUGGAGACGUCAGGGACAUAAACCCCUUUCUUUACGGCGAUCUUCCCAAGCUCCUAUCCAGAAUGUCGCACCUUAUAUGCGACAUAAUUGAAGCGUGCGAGCAAAGGAGAAUGGCACGCGAUGCCCGCCGCAGUUCGGACGAUCCGGCGCCUUCUGCCGCCGCCGGUAGAAUAUACGCGUAUCUUGACGCGCUGGCUAGUUAUGCGUAUAGGACGUACGGACCUGGCAUAAAAACAACAACGGCGACGGCUACACCUUCGUUUGAUAGACAGUACUACGAUGCCAGAAUCGGCGCGAGCGUCAUUGUCGCAAUUAUAAAUUCGGCGACCGUUGAGGCCGCUCUGAGGGCGCCUACCACCGCGACGGGUCAGUUAAUAAAGGCGGCCGUGAGGGUGGAGAACGCCGACUUCAACACGCCCGUCUUUAUCGAAGCCUUAGCCACCAUCCGCGUCUUCCCAUUGCAAUUAAUAAAUGGCGUUGACAGAAACAAACGCAUGUGGGCCAUAGUCGAAACAUCGUCGGCCAAUGUUAGGAAUAUGCAAUUGGCAAAUACCUACAAUGAAAAGUCUUUCAUCGCGCGGCCGCGACGUACGUACGGACAACGCCGCCGCUCGGCAUCGACGGCUAUACCGGCGACGAAGAAACGCAAACUUUUUAUUUUGGCCCGUCCAUCCGCCUCGUCGCCUCGACCGCCACCGCAUGAUAUACCUUCGACUUCGCGCCGCCCGGAUCCUUCCACAUCUGACGACGCCGGCGCCCUUUCGCCGCUCCCGCCACCUUCGAUCGCCUACGAUAAACCAAUUUCGAGGUACAGUUCGGAGGACGAAAGAAGAAUAGUGCGGGCCGCACUUCAAAUGCCGGAACAGAUAACGAAAGGCAAGAUAGGGUGGCAAAAAAUUCAACGUCACGAUCCCAUGUUAUCCCGAUUCUCGGCACUUGGACUGAGAAGCGUGUUCAUUCGUUUAAAAACGUCCAAACAAUUGAAUAUAUAUUGCAAUAGUGAUAUUGAAAAGGACAUUUUAUAUAGGUUUGCGGCGAAUCUAAGAAAAUAAUUACAGACUGAGUUUGGUAUACCUAUAUCUUUUUACGACUAUUUUGUUGUUUUGACCAUUUUUACAUUCGCCAGUUAAACACGUUGCUUACCGAUUCGCGACUUUGACAGAUUGCGAUUUGCGAACCACUUUUCUGAAGUGUAGGCGCAUUUGUUUCUUCGCGCUUAUGGUGUCUCUUGUCUCACUAUGGAUGGAUUCACUACUACUAAUACCGACUUCGUAACUAUAAUAGGUGAGUGCGACGGGAAAUGUAAACCGAUUCGUCGGCAAAGGUAGCCGCCGCCGGCCCGUGCAUGUGAAAAACGAAAGCAACUUUGGUAAACGGCGUAAUUGUUGAAUAAAAAUCUAGCAGAUAUACUAUAUUAUGUAUUUGUAAAUUUGUGAAUAUUAAAAAUAGACGUUUUGGCAAAUUUUAA
This is a messenger RNA of Photinus pyralis (common eastern firefly), 2961 nucleotides long. RefSeq lists its product as uncharacterized. The record is from RefSeq and is a predicted model, not a curated record. The coding region runs from base 74 to 2545 and encodes 823 amino acids. NCBI's taxonomy places the organism in Eukaryota, Metazoa, Arthropoda, Insecta, Coleoptera, Lampyridae. The transcript has 5 exons.